AUGGAUAUGAGAAGUAAAAUGCUUGUUGACAACCUGUCACUUGCCAUAUACGUGCUCACCAUUUUUCUUGGAUUGCCCUCGAAUGUAAUAGUACUUUAUCUUUUCUUCAAGGAAGCAAGAAACAGGCUGACCCCCAACCUCAUCUACAUGAUCAACCUUUGUGUCUCCGAUUUGGUUUUCAUCAUGGUUUUACCCAUAAAAAUCACAGAGAUCUUUUCAAGCACAUGGACUCUUCCUCAGAUCCUAUGUCCUCUCUACAACCUCAUCCACUACAGUACCAUUUACGCCAGUGUUUGCUUCCUAAGUGCUGUGAGUGUUGGUCGGUACUUGAGUAUCGCUUUUCCAAUCAAAUACAAUAUUUACAAAAAGCCUAGGUACUCGUGCCUCAUCUGUGUUAUUCUGUGGGCAAUUGUGAUUUUUCACAUGGCAUUUGUGUUCCUAGUGGAGACAUCCAAAAGUGGAAGCAUAGCAUUAUUUCUUACCAACGAUGAUAAUACGUGGUUGUGCUAUGAAAAUUUCACUUCUGAACAACUGGCGUUGGUGGUGCCAGUAAGAUUCGAGAUCUCCAUGGUCUUAUAUUUCUUUCCUUUAGGCAUAACCGUUUUCUGCUACAUGUCGUGUAUCCGAAUCCUCAUGAGAUCCCGCAUGCAUGUCAAUCUAAAGAGGAAAGCAACGCGUGUAGCCGUCACCACUUUGGUGGUAUUUAUUGUAUGCUUUGCUCCAUAUAACAUUUCUCACGUGGUGGGCUAUGUGAUUCAUGAGAGUGUUUGGUGGCGGAAAUGGGCUCUUUUGCCAAGUACCUGCAAUGCAUUUCUGGAUCCUCUCAUCUUUUAUUUCAUUUCGUCGUCAGCGGAUCGAGGUUUCUACCACAUAUGGAAGUCCCUGCAGUUAAAGUACAGCGUUUCAAGGAGAAGAUUUUCAUCAUUGUUCUCAAGAGAGCAACAGGAGAGUUCAAGAACACUGGGAGUGGCGGCCAUCUCUGCCACGGUGUAA
This is a messenger RNA of Xenopus laevis (African clawed frog), 993 nucleotides long. It is a transcript of the gene ffar2l.L, whose product is annotated as free fatty acid receptor 2. The record is from RefSeq and is a predicted model, not a curated record. The coding region runs from base 1 to 993 and encodes 330 amino acids. The transcript has a single exon. NCBI's taxonomy places the organism in Eukaryota, Metazoa, Chordata, Amphibia, Anura, Pipidae.